AUGCACAUGCUGGUGCUGUUGGUUACAGUAGUUGAAUUCAGUGAUUCGCAAACACACAAUUCAGCUUUUCCUCGAGUUGAUCCGAGCAGACAGCAGUUCUUUCGAUUAGAAACUAUCACUAUCAGCUGUGAAGGCCUACAUGGAUUCAAUGGAUGGAGAGUGAUGAAAAAGAUAAAUGGAGAUAUUAGAACGUGUAUUUCAACCUGGGAAUCAUCUACUGGACCUUGCGAAAUUACUAACGCAUAUCCGUCAAGUGACAGCGGAGAAUACUGGUGUGAAAUGGGAGGACUGCAAAGAAGCAACUCUGUCAACAUCACUGUAACUGAUGGUUCUGUGAUCCUGGAGAGUCCUGUCGCUCCUGUGAAGGAGGGAGAUAAUGUGAUCGUUUACUGUAGAAAGAAACAGACAGAGUCCAGCUUCACUGCUGAAUUCUAUAAAAAUGGCGUCUCCAUUGGAAGCAGCUCAGCAGGAACCAUAAUAAUGCCCUCUGUUUCCAAGUCUUUUGAAGGGCUCUACAAAUGUAGCAUCUCUGAAAAAGAAGAAUCACCAGGCAGCUGGCUUAUUGUCAAUGAAAGCACGAUCCAGUUCACCCAAGCGGGCCAAAUGGGCAGUGGAGAUGGACAGAAAAUGGGGGAAAGAUAUGUGGGCAAAUUGGCGACGGGCUGGGACUCGAGCCCACGCCGCCCGCACCACAAGGCGGCAUAUGUGUUGACAGCUUCACCACUAGGCCACCCAGGCACCCCAGGAAGUGUUUUUUGUUUUUGA
Molecule: messenger RNA, 765 nt
Organism: Archocentrus centrarchus (flier cichlid)
Lineage: Eukaryota; Metazoa; Chordata; Actinopteri; Cichliformes; Cichlidae
Product: Fc receptor-like protein 5
Exons: 5
Coding region: 1-765 (254 amino acids)
Biological process (GO): cell surface receptor signaling pathway; immune response
Cellular component (GO): external side of plasma membrane
Molecular function (GO): transmembrane signaling receptor activity
Source: RefSeq, a predicted model, not a curated record